CACAGCGUCAGCUCGCAUUUCCGGGUUUCAGAAUAAAACGCCUCGCUACAGUUGAGGAAAAGUUUCCUCGUGCACAGAAGAGGAUUCAGGAUGUCGACCACGUCUCAGAAACAUCGGGACUUUGUGGGCGAGCCAAUGGGCGACAAGUCGGUGACGAGUCUGUCAGGGAUCGGAGAAAUCCUGGGGAAGAAACUGGAGCAGCAGGGCUUCGAUAAGGCGUACGUGGUGCUGGGUCAGUUCCUGCUGCUGAAGAAAGACUCUGAGAUGUUUUCUGAGUGGUUGAAGGACGCCAGCGGAGCCAACAGCCGCCAGGCGGGGUCCUGCAGUCAGUGUCUGAGUGAGUGGUGCGACGCCUUCCUCUGAGGCCCCGCCCUCUUCCUCUCCUGUCCACUUACUCUGAGGCCCCGCCCACUUCCCACGAGGCCCAGCCUUCUUCACCUGAGGCCCGCCCACUCCUUCACAUGUCCCGCCCCUGUUCAUCUGAGACCACACCCACUGUAUUUGUGAGUGAGCCGCCUUCCUAUGAGGCCCCGCCCACUUCUUCCCACGCCUCCAUUCAUCUGAGGCCCCGCCCACUUCUCCCCACGCCCCGCCUCUAUUCAUCUGAGGCCCCGCUCACUCCUUCCCACUUCACCUUAUAUUAGUCCCGCCUCUCCUGGAAACUCCUCCCCUUCCUGUUUGUUCACCGUGUUUUUAUUGUUAUUUUGUGGAAAGCUAAAUAAAGAGUUGUCAGCUUAU
Messenger RNA from Trematomus bernacchii (emerald rockcod), 738 nucleotides. RefSeq names its product barrier-to-autointegration factor-like. Gene Ontology annotation, molecular function: DNA binding. The record is from RefSeq and is a predicted model, not a curated record. Lineage: Eukaryota; Metazoa; Chordata; Actinopteri; Perciformes; Nototheniidae. The transcript has 3 exons. The coding region runs from base 91 to 363 and encodes 90 amino acids.